Molecule: messenger RNA, 182 nt
Organism: Funneliformis geosporum
Lineage: Eukaryota; Fungi; Glomeromycota; Glomeromycetes; Glomerales; Glomeraceae
Source: the annotation of a GenBank genome assembly
UCAAUUAUUUAGAAAAUGUAAAUGUAAUUUAUAAUAAUAUUAAAGAAACAAAUGCUAUAAUACUAAAGUUACAAAAACUUGUUAAAAUUCAUUCAUCAUCUCAAAGAAAAGAAAAGUUUGCUAGACAAUAUGAAGUUGAAGAAUUAUCAGUAAAAGAAUUAAUUUUAGAUAUAAAAUCCUGA